This is a messenger RNA of Mycena indigotica, 1359 nucleotides long. RefSeq lists its product as uncharacterized. The record is from RefSeq and is a predicted model, not a curated record. Gene Ontology annotation, molecular function: protein binding. The transcript has 2 exons. Bases 1 to 1359 code for a protein of 452 amino acids. NCBI's taxonomy places the organism in Eukaryota, Fungi, Basidiomycota, Agaricomycetes, Agaricales, Mycenaceae.
AUGCUUACUUUUCUUCCCACUCUCCCCCCCGAGCUCACCGACGAAAUCUUCGCUUAUUGCUCACCGCCCGUACUCGCGCAGCUCUGCUGUGUUUCCAGGACGUUCCAUGCCAUCGCGAAGGAGUGCCUAUACCAGGCGGUUGAGCUGACCAGCCUGGCUGCCGUUUUGGGAUGGAGCCGGCAGGCGACCGAUGAUCUCCUGCUAGCAGCGAGUCUACAGAGCUUCGUUCUUGACGUUGACACUGUGUGUUUUCGCCUUGAUGAAGCGGAGCAAAAGUCGGAGCCUCAGGAUCGGUGGCGGCCCGGGGAACGCUUGGCGGAGCAUCUCAAGGGAGCCUUGAUUCCCGCUUUGAAAAAUUGUCUCAACCUCAAACAAUUACGAGUCCUCAACCGCAAUUAUAGCCUGGCGAUUGAGGCGCCGCUGGCCCGCGCUGCAGAUUGUACACUUCACAGCUUACACAUUUACUCUCCACGAGAAUUCGACAGCCACUUUUGGGAACGACAAACAAGGCUCACUGCGCUGGUAAUCGAAGCCAAUCAAUACCAUCCGCGAGACGUGUCAGCGUCCGUCGACUCCAUCAUCCCACAUCUACCAUUGGUGGCACGCAUGCAACUGGUCACGUUGUUGGCCCCCAUCCACCUCAUACUUCCUCAAGAAAACACAUCUUGGCAGCUUCGACACGCUUUCGUGCGGACCUCGUUGCUCACAGACCCUCGCAUUGCCCAACUGCUUGGCUAUGGCGCUACAUUACGCGCACUAUUUAUUGAGGUCGGAGAGUCUGACACCGCCGAUGGACGAGAGAGGCACGACAACAUUAUACAUGAUUUCCUGCUCUCGCUAGAGGAGAGCGCCCCACAGCUGGAGAAGCUCUUCCUCGAGGAAGUGAGGGGCAUCAGGAAUCUACGUCGAAUAGAGGGCCAGAUUGUUCUCCGCCUUGCUGCACUUACACAUCUCAGGUCGCUCUCUUUGGCCUUUUGUGUCGGAAUGGGCGCAAAUCUGACACUGUCCGAUGUUUUCAUCCCAGCGCAGGGAAUGUCGAAGGACAUUAUCAUAGGCGGAGAUGCACACCCGCAGGACGCUUUGCAAGACUUCGGGUCGGCCGUCAUGCACGCAUCCUCCUCCAACCUCUGCGCGCUCGAGCUAAGCUGCCUCGUCACGUUUUUCAGACGACAACCGACGAGCCGACGUGCGAUGCGGUCGCAGCAGAGUGCAUCCUACGUGUUCAUACGGGAGAAGCACACUGAUAUAAUCAAGUGCGAGGAGCGGAAACCCGGGAUGAGGUCGAAUACCGCAGAGGACUUUUUUGCAUGCAGCGGAUGGCCAAUUACAUAUGUAAACGAUAGAGAAGAAGAGCGGUGA